Larimichthys crocea (large yellow croaker) is the source of this 4956-nucleotide messenger RNA. RefSeq names its product kazrin. Bases 421 to 2031 code for a protein of 536 amino acids. Lineage: Eukaryota; Metazoa; Chordata; Actinopteri; Sciaenidae. The record is from RefSeq and is a predicted model, not a curated record. The transcript has 11 exons.
CUCUCUCUCUCUCUCUCUCGCUUUGUUCAUGCUGUGUUUGCUGUGCUCUCUGUCUGAAGCAGCGCCACACUGGAGCACUAAUGAGCAGGCUGAGAGCAACCCAACACAGAUCUCCCAUCAGCUGAAGAGCAGAAGCAGCCCCUGACGGCAUCUGAGGCAACGAGACACAGGACUGAUCUGCAGUCAGCGGGGAGGCAGCUGUAAAAAAAACAAAAAAAAAACAAAUGACAACCUCUGGAAAGGCGUAGGAGAGGUCGUGAGGUGGCUUCAUCUGCAAAUUAACAGUCAGUUGAGAGAGUGAGAGGAAAGGAUCGCUCCAGUGCAACUGUCAACCCUCUCCACACUCGGAGGCUGACCCUCAGUGCACUUUCUCUCUCUGAAGACGAAGGACCUUUCCCCCCCUCCCAGAAGAAUUCAGCCAUGGAGGAGAUGCUCACCUGCAGCCGCAGCCCUUUCUCUCAGGUGUUUGGGCGUCAGGGUCAGCUCAUGCAAGCCACCGUGCAGUCUCUGAACAGCCUGAAUGACCAGAUUGCAAGCUUCAUGGUUACUGGCCCCAAGCCCCUGGAGCAGGAGGAGCAUGCCUUCCGUCCCCCUGAGAAGGAGACACUGCAGAAGUCAAUGACCCUGAUGAGACACCUUCUCGUGGAUGCACAGGCAAAAAUCCUGAAAAUGAUGGAUGACAACAAGCAGUUGGCCCAACGCAUCGAUGGGGCCAUUCAGUCCGCCAGCCAGGAGGUGACCAACCUGCGGUCAGAGCUGAGCGCCACCAGCCGCAGACUGGCCGAGUUGGGGGCAAGCGAGUCUGCCAGCAUGCUUGAGACCCUGCAGCACAACCACAACGACCCCUCUUCGCAGCCGAGGCAGAAGCCGCCGGCCACUGACCUCUGCUACAAGACUGAAAUCAGCAGUCUAAUGGACUUCAACUCUCCGGAUGCUUCCCUGGACAAAGUCCUGCUGCGCGAGGAGGUGGCCCAGCUACAGGAGGAGGUGCACCUGCUGCGCCAGAUGAAGGACAUGUUGAGCAAGGACCUGGAGGAGACCCAGGGAAGCUGCUCGGCCGACGUGCUCUCUGCCACUGAGCUACGAGUGCAGCUGGCACAAAAGGAGCAGGAGCUGGACCGAGCCAAGGAGGCUCUGCAAGCCAUGAAGUCAGACCGUAAGCGUCUGAAGGCAGAGAAAGCAGACCUGGUGAACCAAAUGCAGCAGCUUUAUGCCACACUGGAGAGCCGGGAGGAGCAGCUCCGCGACUUCAUACGCAACUAUGAGCAGCACAGAAAAGAGAGCGAGGAUGCGGUGAAGGCGCUGGCCAAAGAGAAGGACCUGCUGGAGAGAGAGAAGUGGGACCUGCGGCGGCAGACCAAGGAAGCAACAGAGCACACAGGGAUGCUGCGCUCCCAGCUCGACCUCAAGGAGAACCGCAUCAAGGAGCUAGAGGCUGAGCUGGCCAUGAUGAGUAACUGUGUCAAUCAGAGAAUGGAGUACCGGGUGUUUGAGCGGGUUGCAGACAGGGACUACACCUCUAGGGUCAUGGCGGCCAAACAGUCAUUAGCCACCCUGACCAAGGACGUGCCCAAGCGUCACUCUCUGGCCAUGCCUACGGAAACAGUUGUCAACGGCAACAACCAGGAGUGGGUGAUGCAGGCUGACCUUCCCCUGACUGCUGCUAUCAGACAGAGUCAGCAGACCCUCUAUGUCCACACGGGGCAUCCCACUGACAGACAAGUGGCUGCCGUGCGGGUGAGCCCGUGCCACUCGCGCCAGCCCUCCAUCAUCUCUGACGCCUCUGCGCUGGAGGGAGACAGGUCAUCCACACCCAGUGACAUCAACUCGCCACGCCAUCGGACUCACUCCCUCUGCAAUUCCCUAGAAGAUCUGGAGGAGGCGAAGCGUAAGAAGAAGAAAGAGAAGAUGGGGCUGGGCUCUCUGUCGCGUGUCUUCGCCCGGGGAAAGCAGCGCAAAUCCCUCGACCCUGGUUUGUUUGAUGGUACUUCAACGCCUGAUUAUUACAUAGAGGAAGAUGCAGACUGGUAAAAGCACACAUGUCCGAGCGAGAGCGAGCCACCUGGGGAUCCUUUGUGGCAAAUAUCAGAAGACAGCAUUGUGUUUUGAAACGCGUGUGUGAGAGGAUGGGCGUGUGUUUGAUGUCAGCAGUGUACAGAUAUAACAAUGUGUGUGCCUGUGCAGUCUCACAUGCAUGCAUACUUGCGUGUGCGUGCGUGUGAGGGUGUGUGCAUGCGUGCGUGCGUCGCCCAUGGUCAGAGGCCAUGUCAGAAGCCGGAGACGCGUCUUGCUUCGCUUGAAGUGUAAACCUUACGAGCAAAUUGCACCUGUAUGUAUGUAUGUACAGUCCUGUAAAUAGUGUGACACAGCGACCAUGUGGAUAUGUUCUAUUGUAUCUGCCCUCCAAAACAGCUGUGUUAUUGGAUCUUUUAAUUGUUCUUUACAUUUUGACUUUUUGUUUUCACUCAACUGGAAACUUGAAGGACUGCUGUACUUGUAAAUAACAACAGUUGAUGUGCACUCUGUGCGUGUAAAUGUCUCCUUGUCCUGAAUGCCUUUUGUUAUUUUUGACAUGUACUCCCCCUUCCUCUCACUACCUUUUAACUUAAACUCCUCCCUGUUUAUUGUCCUGCUUGAUCCACCCCCCCCUCUCCUUCCACACUGCCAUGACGAGAACAGUUUCCUGUAGGCAACAUGCAGACUCCUCAAAUCCACCUCCCAAUUCGGUUGUACGGCACAUCCCUCAACCCACCAAGAAAACUGUGCACUGCUUGAUGUUUGCUCAAAUGAGACUUCAAAGACGCUGCUGAGCGAAGAAUGAACUUUCUAUGCAGAACAGUUUGUUUCACGGCGACAUGAAGCCAAACAGGAAAUGUAAGAGAUGUGUUUUCUAUCUGUUAAGAUAGAAGGUACAUGUAUGACAUGCAUGCACAUAGUCCCAGUCCCUAAAUGCAUGUUGAACAAAACCCUCCUAAACAGAAAUGUCUUUCUCUGGGUAUGUUGUCAAGGAGGCGAUAAAGUGUCUGUUUUAAAGAGAAAAAAAAAAAAAGAAAAAAAGAGAGAGAGGUCAGUUGCUGAUUUCAUGAUGUUUAUUCAUGAUUUCCUCUAUUUUAAAUGAAGAUUUGUUAUUCAGAAAACGUUCUGAUUAAUGUGAACGUACCAAAUUAAACAGAACUUUUUAAUCUGCACCUACAAGGCUCUUGUCAAACUACAUUUGAAAUAUUAAAGGUCAGAAAAAGUCAACAGUCACAAAGAAAACUCAGUAAUACUUAAUAUGAUUAAACAAUUAUUCCAAUCAUUCAUGAGGCGUGGUACCAUUUUCAUUCUUUAGGACCUUGCAGUAGCUUGUAGCUAUCGUUUAAUAAUACUUAAAAAAAAGGCUGAUGAAAGUAGAAUUAUUCUGGGAAAAGUUAGUCUAAAAAAAGAAAGUGAUUAUUGCAAAAUAAGUGACAGCUUAAACUUCAAUUAUGCUAACAUAGUAGAUAUUAGACUGAAAAUCAGAAAAUCAGGGCUUCAGUUUAGAGGACUUAGCAUGGAGCAGAUGUUAAAUGAACUGUUAUAACAAUAUUGAGUGCCAACAGAGGAGGUUGUAAAUCAGAUUUAAGCAGGCUAAUCACUCUGACGCAAAUGCAUACCUUCUCCCAUGACCCCCAUGAACUCCCCCCAAAAAAUUCAGAUGCAGAGUUCAGGCCAUUGCUGAAAAAAGCAAUUAACUUUGUGCCAAAGGUUAAUAGCAUUUCUUCAAGCAAAAGAAUGACUACAGACAUUGGAUUAUUUUCAUCCUUUCAUUGGAUUGAGCCGGAGUCUGCACUGCCAUCCCCAGGAAAUCUUUUCUCUCCUUGAUAUUAAACUAACACUGGGUAUUUGUCAGUCUCAUCUGAAACACUAUAGAGUCACAGAUUACAUUGGAGCUGUAUUUAACCACAAUGCUUGUCAAAAGAGUGCCCAUGUAAGCAGUGAGGGGAUUAUCAUUUAACCCUUAGCUCAACCUACAUUUGUGCUCACACAUAUUGGAUUUAGAGGUGAAACACUAAGGUAAUUUAAAGAUAAGUCAUCAUGUAUUCAGUUGUAUGUAUAAAAACAACAGCUCAACCAGUUGAUUUCAUUAAAACAUUUAAUGAAAUGUAUGAAAAAUCUAGGAUAUUUUUAUUUUUUCAUUUAACCAACCGCUAUGCUCCUUUCUGACGGGGGAAAAAAACAUAUCAAAUGAAAAACAUUGUAUGACUUAUGUUUUGAGCCACAGUCUUUGUUUUGUUUUGUUUUGUUUUACACAAAUAUUUUACUUUUUGUAAAUGAGAUAACAUUACAGAAACAAAAUUAAUAUUAUUAUUGAAGAGUUUUAUUUAAAGUCAAAGAUGUAGGCCUCAGUGGAGGACUUCUAUUGUGAGGUCCUGAGAUGUUUAGAAGUGGAUAGUAGCAAACUUUUAAAGGCAUGCCAACAAAAUUACGCUUAAAAGAACUAAAUGAGAAAAAUAAGAUUAUUUUAAAAUAAAAUAAAUAACAUUGAAUUUCCAUGUGCCUGUCCUCUCUUUCCCUGUGUUUAAUGUUUGUGUGUGUAUGUGUUCAUUUGUUGUGUAUGGCUCUAAUCCUGAUUAGUCUUUUUUAUGCUGAGGGGGCUGCCAUUUCUAACAUAUGUGUUAGCCUCCCUCAGCCCUGCAAGCCCAUCUGUGAGAGGACUGCAUCCCAAAAGCUUCCAAAUGGCCUCCUAUCCUCUCCUUCCCAAUUUGAACUCAAAACAUUUUUUUCUUCCUUUUCCUCCCAUGAUAUCGGAAUUAACAAUCAGAAAAUAUAGAGGCGAGGGGACAGGAAGCCAUGUCAGAUUGUUGGAACAGAACUCAUAUGUGUCAGCACAUGGUGUCAAUAAUAUUCUGCUUUGAUUUGACCCCCUGACCUCUAACACUGACCCCUCUUGUCUGACCACCACGGGACUCUCAACACAGUGAAGUGACCCUAGAA